Molecule: messenger RNA, 1536 nt
Organism: Dermatophagoides farinae (American house dust mite)
Lineage: Eukaryota; Metazoa; Arthropoda; Arachnida; Sarcoptiformes; Pyroglyphidae
Product: cytochrome P450 4c3-like
Molecular function (GO): monooxygenase activity; iron ion binding; heme binding
Source: RefSeq, a predicted model, not a curated record
AAUAAAAUUCCUGGACCACCAGUUAAUCCAUGGGUACCAUGGCUUGGUCAUGCAUAUAUUGUAUUGGAUUUAGAUCGUUGCCAUUAUCAACAUGGUACAUAUGCAUUAAUCUAUCAGAUGGUAUCAUCAGUGAAUAAAAUCUAUCAACAAGAAGGCAUAUGUCGAAUGUGGAUUGGUUUGAAACCAUUGGUAUUACUUUAUCGACCAGAUGAUGUAGAAGUUAUUUUGAAUAGUAAUACUUUAACACAAAAAUCGGCCGAAUAUCGAUUCCUUAAUUCAUGGUUAGGUGAAGGUCUUGUUACUAGUGGUAGACAAAAAUGGCGUAGUCGACGUAAAAUAUUAACACCGGCAUUCCAUUUUCGUAUAAUUGAAGAUUUUCUGCCAAUCAUCAAUGAACAAUCAAACAUAUUGGUGGCAAAAUUAAAUCGAUUAACAACAAAUGCAAAUAAUGAUACUAUUGAGAUGGAUGUUGUACCUAUUAUAACAUUAUGUAUGUUGGACAUUAUCUGUGAAACGGCAAUGGGUGUUAAAUUAAAUCUACAAGCCAAUUCAAAUCAUGAAUAUGUGGAAGCAUUAUAUAAUAUAAGUAGAAUUUUUUUAAUUCGCCUAAUGAGACCAUGGUUAUGGCCAAAUAUUACAUUCAACAUAAGCUCAUAUGGACGAUUAUUCAACAGAUCUGUUGAACAAACAAAAAAUUUUACAAUGAAAGUGAUCAAAGAAAGACGUAAUGAAUGGAUGAAAUUUUUAUCCAAUCAUAAUCAUAAUGAUGAUGAACAUGAAUCAAUGGUAGAUGAUUUUGAUAUGAUUAAAACAUCAAAAUUCUUUAAAAAUAGUAAUCGAUUAGCAUUUCUUGAUCUGUUGCUUCAACAUCAUUUGGUGACAAAAAAAUUAACAUUAGAAGAUUUACGUGAAGAAGUGGAUACAUUUAUGUUUGCUGGACAUGAUACAACAUCACAUGCAAUUAGUUGGACAUUAUACAUGUUAGGCAUACAUCAAGAUAUACAGCAAAAAGUACGCGAUGAAAUCGAUAUGGUAUUUGAUUGUAGUGAAUCAAAUAUCGAUCUUUCUAUUGAUGAAAUUAAACAAUUAAAAUAUCUUGAUUGUGUUAUCAAAGAAGUACAACGAAUAUAUCCAACAGCGCCAUUCAUUGGACGUGAUUUAAGUGAAGAUACUAAAAUUAAUGGUUACAUUAUACCAAAAGGAACCACUGUAGGAAUAUUCACCUAUGUAUUACAUCGUGAUCCAGAAAUUUAUCCUGAACCGGAAAAAUUUUUACCAGAAAGAUUUUUACCAGAAAAUUGUAGCGGAAGACAUCCAUUCUCAUUUAUACCGUUCUCGGCUGGACCAAGAAAUUGUAUUGGACAAAAAUUUGCUAUGAAUGAAGUGAAAAUUGUUAUUGCAAAAAUCAUUAGACAUUUUUAUCUUAGAUCAAUUGAUCCACGUGAUAAGCUUGUCAUUGUUGGUGAAAUGAUAUUACGUUCGAUUAAUGGGCUAAAAAUUUCAUUUAUUCAACGUAAAUUAGAGCAAACAAAAUAA